CUGCUCCUGGCCGGGGGAAUCAAAAACCUGUCAAGCGGGUUUGGCCAAAAUUAUGUCUUGUUCUCAAGCAAGUUCACAGCGCUGGCUUCUAUCUCUCGGGCAGGACAUUCCAGAUCGGAGCGGAGGUCCACGGAGGUCGAUGCGGACGGGGGGCCCUGCUGGAAAUGGAGGGGCAGUAGAGCCCAAGGGGCCACCCCUACACCUGGAGCACAGAGGGGCCUGGGCCAGGGCCAGGGCCACGGGAAGCCAUGGAGAGCUUCAUGGAGUCGCUAAACCGGCUGAAGGACGUCCAUGAGAAUGAGAUCACGGGCCUGCAGAACAAGCUUCUGGAACUGAACUCAGAGAGAUGCCGGGACGCCCAGAGGGCGGAGGAGCUCUGUGCCAAGAACCGUCAGCUCAGGGAGCAGCAGAGGGCGCUGAAGGAGAACCUGCGGGCGCUGGAGAACAGGCUGCGGGCCGGCCUGUGCGACCGCUGCAUGGUCACCCAGGAGCUGGCCAGGAAGAAGCAGCAGGAGUUCGAGAGCUCCCUGCUCCAGAGCCUGCAGCAUGUCUUCCUACUCACGACCGAGCUGACCCGGCUGCAGGAGGAAAACGAUGCCUUGAAGGAGGAGGUGAAGCAGCUGCGGGGCCCAGGGGCCAAGCCCCAGUUCAGGGAGGGUGCCCCAGGACCCCUGUCACCCCUGCUGUUCCCCUCCCUGGGCACCCGGAAGGCCGUCACUGAGAAGCCACUGGAAGGCCAUGAGGAGGUGGAGGACGGCCACGCAGAAAGGCCGGUGGGGUACGGGACGUCUCCAGUAGCCAAAAUCUCCCCGGGUGCCAACCUGCCUGAGCCCCGGGCCCCGGACAUGAGCCCCCAGCACAUCUCCAACCAGCUACACGGGACCAUCGCCGUGGUGCGGCCAGGGUCCCGGGCCUGCUCCGCCAACCGGGGCUCCGUCAACGGGACGUCCCCACUGCCGCCCCCCAGGAGCAGCCCCCCAAGCCCGUCUGGAGAGCACAGCCUCCCUCUGGACAGGCUCCUCCUCGCCCACAGCUUCCUGCAGGCCUCUCUGCCCUCUGCCAAGCCCUGCGAGUCCCCGAAGAGCUCCCUCCAGGCUGACCACCUCUGCCACCUGAACCGCCACCUGGCUCUGCCCCGUGGGAGCCCUCACAGCGGCCCCCAGCCCCCGGGCCUCAAGGCCGGGGAGGCGGAGGCCUGGGAGGAGCCCGUGGGUCUGCUGGGCCUGCCAGGCACCCUGGCGGGCGUGCGGGACCCACGGCUGGAGGGAGCGCUGCACCUGCUCCUGGCCCAGCAGCUGUGGGCGCGGGGGCGGGCGGGCGGUGCCGGGCUGAGGGGCCCACCAGUGCCGGGGAAGGCACCACCCUCCCCGCCAGCCGGCCCCCACUCCGAGGGUCCCGGGGGCGGGGCGGCCUGGGCAGCCCUGCCCAGAGGGCAGCACCCACGGCCCGCAGGCCCAGGCAGUCCCGGGGCAAAGGAGGCCUCGGCCACACAGGACUGUGUCCCAGACAAGCCCCUGGACCUCUCGGAGUGGGGCCGGGGCCGGGACGGCGCCCCCAAGCCUGCCAGCCCGCCAGGAUCACUCAGCCCCCCAGGUGCCCACACGCCCAGCCCCAAGCCACCCCAGGGAGGGGAGCCCUCUGUACAGUCUGGGGUCCAGGGGCUCGGCGACUGCACCAAGGGGGCCGAAGAGGCAGAGGCGGAAGAGCCUCCACCUUCCACGGAACCCUCACAUUCUCUCCCAGGCCCCAGCCUGCCCUCUCCAAGUGGGCCAGGACAUGAGGACAGAGGGAGGCCAAAACUGCCCCCCUGCCCGCAAAGGCCUGAUGGAGACGGCCACCCGGGUGAGGAGCUCAGCAAAGCCCAAGGACAGCAGCUGGAGUCGGAUGAGCUAGACAAGCCAGACACCUCGGACAGCGAGGUGGGCCUGAGCACCGAGGCGGGGGCCACGCAGAGCUUGCCAGCCGAGGGACCCAGGGGUUUCUGCGCCACGGAGCAUGGGCGGGGCCCACAGAAGAGGAAGCGGGCCUCAGACCAGUGGAGCAAAGGCCUGCGUCGCAGGCUGGGCUGUGGCCGCCACAAUGCGCCAUUGUUGCCGGGAAGGUGACCGCAGCCUGUGUUUGCCAGCCUCGAAGAAGCCGUCCUGAGGAAUAAGGAACCUAGGGGAGCCAGGAGCCCGAGGGACCCCAAGGACGGCAGCCCCUCACCCAGCACCAGCAGCUGGGAAGAGAGCCAGGGGCACCCCAGCCUGCCCAGCCGUGCUCCCCACCCGACUGCCUGCGGCCAGGACAGCCCACGCCGCCAGCCAGCAGACGGCCCCAGCAGCAGCGUAGUGGACUGGGUCCUGGCCCACAUCCAAAGGGGUUGGGAAGGCCAAGAAGGCUGGUCUUCUGAACCCCUCCAUCUCAGAAAUGGUCUUGCACGCCACCCUCAGCCCAGCAUCUGCUUCCUUGCAGGGAGUAGGGGCCUGGGAGGCCAGGGCGGCUCAAGCUCCAGCCCCGCCCCGCCCCCACCCCUGCUGUGCACAGGCAGCCCUUCCUGGACAGUGCCCCCUCCUCCCACCAACUCCACUAGCAUCCUGGACCCAAGGGGCUGCGAGCCUGGCGCCCAUUCCUGACGGGGCAUGGAGCUCUGAGCAGUGGUCUCGGGCGCCCCCUCGUGGAGUCCCACAAACGGGUGCUGGGCAGUGAGGGCGCAGGAAGGCUGACGGCAGCACCUGGAAGCGGGGGUGGGGGGUGGGGGGGGGCGCCGGUCCCAGGGCACCCGAAGAAUAAAGUGUAAUGAAGGA
This is a messenger RNA of Orcinus orca (killer whale), 2786 nucleotides long. RefSeq names its product RBBP8 N-terminal like (gene RBBP8NL). Gene Ontology annotation, cellular component: site of double-strand break. Bases 249 to 2105 code for a protein of 618 amino acids. The transcript has 15 exons. Lineage: Eukaryota; Metazoa; Chordata; Mammalia; Artiodactyla; Delphinidae. Gene Ontology annotation, molecular function: double-stranded DNA binding; double-strand/single-strand DNA junction binding; Y-form DNA binding. Gene Ontology annotation, biological process: DNA double-strand break processing involved in repair via single-strand annealing; double-strand break repair via homologous recombination. The record is from RefSeq and is a predicted model, not a curated record.